Molecule: messenger RNA, 4548 nt
Organism: Neocloeon triangulifer
Lineage: Eukaryota; Metazoa; Arthropoda; Insecta; Ephemeroptera; Baetidae
Gene: MED23
Product: mediator of RNA polymerase II transcription subunit 23
Exons: 23
Coding region: 160-4311 (1383 amino acids)
Biological process (GO): positive regulation of gene expression; regulation of transcription by RNA polymerase II
Cellular component (GO): transcription regulator complex; mediator complex
Source: RefSeq, a predicted model, not a curated record
CUCCGGCAUCUGCUGAUGGCUGGUGUGUUGACGUUUUCGGAUUUCGGGGGCUGCCGGCUAGCAAAAAAUAGGAAAUUCAAGACGUUUUCAACAGAAAUGACAAGACCGGAAGAUUAUAAAUUAAACGGAUAUUUUUCUUGAAUCUUUUUAUCAUUAAAGAUGACUGCAGAGGUGCAAAUUUCGUCCAUCCUCAACAAAGUCAUGAAAAUUGACGCCGUUGAGGAGGCUUUUUCUCUGUACAUCGUGCACAAAAAUGAGACGAGAGGGCAGAAAUACGCCACAAUUAGCGAAGACUUGAAAAAAGUAUUCUCCAGCCUAAACGCCGAGCAACAGGAAGUGGGAGUCAAACACUUUCUUCUUUUGACGGCAGAGACUUCGAAUUUGAGUAGACUCCAGUUGUUGCUCAGCCUAUUGGAGCAGCUCGUCGUUGAAAGUGUACUGCCAGCUAGGAUGGUGUGUGAGGCGAUUAUGACCUGUGAAAAGCUCCAGUACCAAAGGCAGAAUUUCUGGGUUGAAUGCUUUAAAUUAAUCUCGAAAAUCCUCUCUGGUGUGGAUUACAAGGGAGUGAGAUCAGUCAUGAAGUCAUGCAAAGAAAAGGCUCAGAGCAUUCCUGCUGAUUUGAACGCCUCGAUCGCUCCCCAGCUCAAAGCUCUAAUGGAUGUUCUGGAAUUGAUAUUUGAUAGGAAUGCUUGUCUUCUCCCAGGAUACUUUAUUGUGACUGAAAUCCAAAAAGCCUAUCCUAACAACACCAACUGGCCACACUGGAAAUUGGCAAAACUUUUAUCAAGUUUUGUGGAAGGAUUUAGACCUCUGGCUCAGAUGAUCAGCAUAAUUGGCCGAUCUAAAAUGCUGCCCAUCGUCGAGCACUCGGGUGGUGGUCAAGACAAUUUAAACACGUCCUGGCUCCUUGACACCUCUACCUUGAAACUCACUUUCAAGGGCAACCUUCCGUAUGAAAAAGACCUUCUCGAGCCUCAAACGAAGCUCUUGAGAUAUGUUUUGGAACAGCCGUAUUCUAGAGACAUGGUUUGUCUCAUGCUCGGACUGACCAAACAGAUGAAGCAGCGGUGUCUUGCCCUUGAAGAGCAAAUGGUUGAAUUGAUGGUGGCCGCAAUGGAAAAAUCGGAAGAAGAGCCGGUUCAAAUGGAAGUCAGCACAGAGGAAAACACCCUUUCCUCAGCAAGUCAUUUACUCUGGCAGCAUUUGUCUUCACAGCUCAUCUACUUUGUCCUGUUCCAAUUCGCUAGCUUUCCAGACAUUGUUAGCGCUUUGCACAAAAAGCUGGCUGAAAAAGAUCUGAAGAAGGGCAGAGACCACCUAAUGUGGGUCUUGCUACAGUACAUCAGUGGCAGCAUCCAGAGAAAUACUCUCAAUACUCUACUUCCUGUGCUGUGUCUCUGUGACUUUUUGUACCCUGAAAAAGAUCCACUGCCGGUUCCUGACUAUAAUGAGCCUAUCAGCUCUCGUCAGUUGGCGGCAACAAGUAUCUGGAUUCACCUUUUGAAAAAGGCUCAGACUGAAAAUAAAGAUAUUCAAAGACCAGUGCCAAAUGCCUUUAAGAACCACCACGAGUUUUUGCAGCACUUAGUGUUGUCAAACAAUACUCAACUGACCAUGGGCUCCGACUACCGGAUUGCGAUUCUCUGCAACGCUUACUCGACAAACCAGGACUACUUCACAAGACCGAUGGCUGCCUUGGUUGAAACAAUAUUUGGUAGUCAAAAGCCAGGGCAGACCCCGAUUGCAACGCCCAGUGGCAUGAGCAACGGUCCAACCACACCACUUUCAAUGGAAGUGUUGGACUCGUUAACUGUACAUUCCAAGAUGAGUCUGAUCCACAGCAUUGGCACCCAUGUUGUCAAACUCGCCCAGUCAAAGUCACAUUUGCCUCUCGCCCCUGCCCUCGUCGAGACAUACAGCCGACUGUUAGUUUACACAGAAAUCGAAACCCUCGGCAUCAAAGCAUUUAUUAGUCAACUUUUACCAAGUGUGUUCAAGUCUCAUGCAUGGGGCAUUUUGUACACUUUGCUCGAGAUGUUCAGCUACAGAAUGCACCACAUUCAGCCCCAUUACCGAGUCCAGCUGCUCAGCCAUCUCCAUAGCCUGGCUGCUGUUCCACAAACAAAUCAAGUGCAGUUGCACCUGUGUGUGGAAAGCACAGCCCUUAGGUUGAUCACAGGCCUCGGAAGCACAGAAGUGCAACCACAACUUUCUAGAUUUACAGGAGAGCCUCAGGUUUUGGUUUCAGUUGAGUCCGAGGAGCUCAACAGGGCAUUUGUUUUGACCUUGGCAAGAGCCAUCCAUGUGACUAGAUCAGGCUACGAAUCUUUGUCUGGAACUUGGUACAAGACAGUCCUGAAGGCCAUCAUGACUAAUACACCACAUUCCUGGGCUAAUCACACGCUAGCGUGCUUUCCGCCAGCCUUGAAUGAGUUCUUCCAGACAAAUACAGUGCAGAAGGAAAAUAAACAGCAGCUCAAACAUUUUACACUGCAGAAAGCUGUCGAGGAGGAGUACCGGAAUUGGGCAUCUAUGACUAAUGAAAAUGACAUAAUUGCCCAUUUCACUGUACAAGGAACGCCUCCUUUGUUCCUCUGCCUGCUGUGGAAGAUGAUUCUAGAAACUGACAGGAUCAGCCCCAUUGCCUACAAAAUUUUGGAGCGAAUUGGUGCAAGACCACUCUCUGCCCAUCUUCGUAAAUUCUGUGACUACUUGGUAUAUGAAUUUGCAAAUUCGGGAGGUGGGCAGCAUGUCAACAAGUGCGUAGACGCCAUCAAUGAUAUGAUGUGGAAGUACAACAUUAUUACUAUAGACAGGCUGGUUUUGUGUUUGGCUUUGAGAACUCAAGAAGGCAGUGAGGCCCAGGUCUGCUUUUUCAUCAUUCAACUUCUCCUGCUGAAGGCUGCUGAAUUUAGAAAUAGGGUCCAAGAGUUUGUCAAGGAAAACUCUCCAGAGCACUGGAAACAGUCAAACUGGCAUGAGAAGCACUUGGCUUAUCACAGAAAGUACCCUGAGAGAUUUGCUCCAGAUGGCAACAUGGACCAAGCUGGAGGGAACUCGUCGUCAGUAUACAACACUCUGCCCGUGUACUUUGGCAACGUCUGCCUGAGAUUUUUGCCAGUUUUUGACAUAGUGAUUCAUCGAUUCCUUGAAAUUCCCCCAAUCAUAAAAUCACUGGAAACUUUGCUUGAACACCUUGGUUGUCUCUACAAAUUCCAUGACCGUCCAAUUUCUUACUUGUACAACACACUUCAUUACUUUGAGCACAAAUUGAGAGACAAGGCAAGUCUUCGACGGCGCCUCGUUUCAGCCGUCAUUGGCUCUUUGAGAGAUAUUCGACCCAGUGGGUGGAGCCUUUCAGAGCCUUAUCAAAAUUACCUUCGUCAGACUGAUGACAAACCUUGGAAUCCAGAGCUGGACUAUUACAUUCACCUGGUCGAGCGAGUCGUUGACACACUCAAUGGCAAACCACCCAUUCCACCAACUGACUGGCGCUUUAACGAGUUCCCUAAUGCUGGUGCCCACAUUCUCUACGUCACUUGUGUGGAGCUGAUGGCAGUCCCAGCCACUCCGAGUGUUGUUGCUGGAUUCUUACUAGAUGUGGUUUUCAAAGGCUAUCCAAUGAUUCCUGUCAAGGACAUGGAGCUAUGGAUCAACGCUGUGGGUCAAGUUUUGGCUGCUCUUCCCGAUGCCUACUGGAAUGAGCAUCACAUCAGAUUGACGCAGAUUCUCGAGUCAAUGAAAGUCUGGAACUACAGAAACACUCCAUUCCAACUGUUCAACUUCAAAGAGUGCCAUGAUGGAUUAUUGGAGAACAAGUUUGCCUACUCGCUCGCAGUUGCACAUUCUCUCUGGCACCACUCCGGAGUUGGACAAAUGAGUUUCUUCCCAAGAUUCAUCAAGGAGCACAUCCAGCCCCAUGUGCAGAAUGAGGAGCAACUCUUGUUCGCAUGCCAUCUGAUUGGCCCUUUCCUGCAACGGUGCAAACCCGAACAGCUUUUCGAAGUGACUGUUUGUUUGAGAGAGAUGCUGGAGCAGGUCGACAAACCUGGGGACCAACUCAAGUACAUGGAUCCAGUCUGCGACCUAUUUUACCACAUCAAGUACAUGUAUCUAGGUGAUAUGAUGAAGUCAGAAGUGGAGGGCAUUUUCAGAAAACUAAGUCCUGCGCUCCAAGUGAGGCUGCGAUUCAUUGCACACCUCAAUCCGGACGAAAACACUGCGACAGGAGCCGCUUCCACUCCUGCGGCCGUUACACCAACAGCGAGUGCACCCGUCUCAACAAACCCACCACCAGGUCCAGUCAAUUAAGCAAAAGGGUCGCCUGUCGAAGUGCCAGUCACGAUUAGCCCGUCGGACAGGAAAAACUCUGCAGCUCUUGCCGUCUCUUCGAUGCUGACAUCAGCCGUGAUUGCGUGGGAGCUGAAUCAUUAUUUUGUAAUAUAAUUCUUGAUAUUUGAUUUUUUUAACACUUCUCCUAUUUAUUUGCGUAUAGAGUAGAAUUUUGUUAUCAAAUAAAUAUAAAAAAUCACAUAUCUGUGAAAUUUU